AUGGGAACUGUCUAUAAUGACAGGAUGAUCGCCAAUCCGCAUUCUACAAGGGAAGAGAAAAAGCUUCAGACCUGGUGGAGAGUUGCGAAUGCUGUGUUUCAUGAAAAGUUUGUCAAUCGAUUCUGCGAGCUUAACGAUAACAUGAAGAGGAAAGACUACGAAGCCGCUCAUGGCAGAAAUCCCAUCAAAACCUUUUGGUUGGAAGUGUCGGAGUUCGUCAAUGAUACCCAGAACAAUCCGGUGUUGAGUGUGGUGCUGUACAGUGAUCCUGAUGUCUACAAAGACGGUGACUGCGAUCUCCGUCUUUCUGAGUGGGUGCUGGAAGAAGAGCCAAACCUGAAUGACUUCACUCCUCAGACCUUUGCUUCGUGCCAACAGCUGAUGAAUGAUGUCAUGAAGGCCAGAGAACAAUGCUUGAAGCAGAUGCGGAUGUCUGGAAUGCACAGCAAUGACAUGUGGACUUAUUGUACCAACACAAACCUCACGAAGAUUAGAAGCAGUAGUGCCCCUGUUCCCGCGAAGGUUGUCUACUAUUGUCAUGUUCUGUCCAACUACAACCCAUCCAUCGAUGGGAAGUUCGCCUCUUUCUUGAGUGCGAAAUUGAAGAGCGACUCCGAAGUUGACUUAACAGUGAGUGAUGAUGACGAUGCUACCGCUGGUGCUGGAAGCAAAGCCAAGAAUAUGGCCGCGAUAGUGUCAUCCAUCAAGAGCACCACAUCUGCCAUUCAAGCGAUGGUGGAAACCAAGUCUGAAACCAAAUCAGAUGACAGCGCUCAAUGGAAAGAAUACACAGGCAUGGCCGAAAGAUUCCUUGGAAUGGUUGGCAACAAGGCUAUGCUCCCUUUGCUUCGAAACAUGGCAAUCCGCUUGAGGAAGUUAGAAGCUUUGCUUGGAAUUGCCAACUCUGUCACGGUUGGCGUUGUUCCUGGAGACGUCGUCACCAACAAUUCAGGAGCAGACAACACGAGUGAGAUGACAUCCAAGUAG
Seminavis robusta is the source of this 987-nucleotide messenger RNA. NCBI's taxonomy places the organism in Eukaryota, Bacillariophyta, Bacillariophyceae, Naviculales, Naviculaceae. The record is from the annotation of a GenBank genome assembly.